AAAUAAAACUAUGACAUUGUAUUGGGGAACAGAGGUACUUACAGUUCCAAUCGAAUAUCGUAUCUCUUCAAAAGUUAAAAUAGAAACACAGGCAAAUAUCAAAAAGUCCCAACAGAAGCAAAAGGACCGACAUGACGAGAAACUGCCAAAAUUACAACCAUUUAAAGUAGGAGACCUAGUCCUAAUGUACAAAAGUAAUAUUCAUGAUAAAAAGAAACUUGAAGAUCGCUAG
This is a messenger RNA of Funneliformis geosporum, 232 nucleotides long. NCBI's taxonomy places the organism in Eukaryota, Fungi, Glomeromycota, Glomeromycetes, Glomerales, Glomeraceae. The record is from the annotation of a GenBank genome assembly.